This is a messenger RNA of Schistocerca piceifrons (Central American locust), 876 nucleotides long. RefSeq lists its product as uncharacterized. The record is from RefSeq and is a predicted model, not a curated record. Bases 325 to 876 code for a protein of 183 amino acids. NCBI's taxonomy places the organism in Eukaryota, Metazoa, Arthropoda, Insecta, Orthoptera, Acrididae. The transcript is spliced from 3 exons.
AAAUCCAUAGUUAUUGAUACGCUCGGUCCGGGGCCGCUAACAGGCGAAUACACCUCCUGCAGCCAGCUGACAGGAAGGUUGUGCGGGCUGGAGGUACUCCGACGACAGCGACAACGGAAAAGCCGGUCUCUCAGUAUCGCGCGUAACAGCAUAAAAUGUCAAAAUUGUAAUCUGGAGAGCAGCCCGUCAUUCGUAGUAUUUACACAGUAAUACCGUCGAUAUUAGUGCUUGCGGGAAAUAAGAAGCAGAGCGUGUAAGUUCGUCUGCGAGUCGUCUUCGAAGUCUCCUUGGAGAUCACUUGUACAUACCAAUAUCUAUCAGAAAAUGUUUUUUCAAAACCCAGAACAGAAGAGGAACAGUGUUAACAACAACUCUGGACAAACAGCAACAAUUGCCAUCGAUGCUGACAGACGUUGUGGAAACGCGUGUGACAUCGCAGAGGAUGUGGAUUUAAUAACUAGAUUCUGUAUGCCAGUUUGUUCGCGUGACACGCACACUCGAGAACUAGCUUUGGACGUGAUCGAGAAAACGGUAGAAGGGUGGCUGGAUGGAUAUGGUAGUCCAAGACACACAAGGAUGUCACUGAUACCACCUAGUCAUAGACUGGAGAAUUUCAGUACAAAUGGUCACUGCUACACCGAUACAGUUUCAUCAGGAGACGGCAUCAGAAGCGUUCCGAAAGAAUAUUUAUCUCUUGUUACAUUACAUCUUCCUGCCUUACUGCGACUGUCCGUAAACUGCCCGUUUCUUGACGUGCGGGAUAAAUGCAAGCGAGUACUCAAGCUUGUACAGGAGAGGGGGUUACCAGUGCCGCACCCGACGAUCCACGGGCCGAGUGCUUACAUCCCGCCGGACGAGGUAAGAGCACAGACAUAA